Moesziomyces aphidis is the source of this 2190-nucleotide messenger RNA. The record is from the annotation of a GenBank genome assembly. NCBI's taxonomy places the organism in Eukaryota, Fungi, Basidiomycota, Ustilaginomycetes, Ustilaginales, Ustilaginaceae.
AUGGCGUCCGACGUCUUCUACAACCGACUGCCCUACACUCAGCGCCGUGCCGUCGCGCACCAGCGGCGUGACUCGGCAUCGGCACCGGGCUCGUCUUCGUCCGUACACCCGCGCAGAUCCGUCGGCACCACGCGCUCCGGCGGCGCUCUCACCUUCCCGCCGCUCUAUCUCGAUCCCAUCGACCCGCUUGCCGCACACGACCCGUCCGCCCACCCGCAGGCCGCCAGCCAUGCACAGCAGCCGGGCAACUUUGUCCUCGGCUCCACCUUCUACCAUCAUCCGGAACUCAACGCGCUCGUAUCGAAUCACCUUGUCGAUGCCUCUGCCAAUGCACCCGACGGCGCCUCUGGUACUGGCCAUGCCUUUCUCAGCACCAUCUUUGCCAAUCGCGACGGCGCACACGAUGACGACUCGGACGGCGAGGACGCUGCGCUCAAUGCGGCGGAUGCAGCGCUAGCCGUGCCUAGGCCCAAGAUCACCGCAGAAUUCGUCUCGCUCAACGAGGACCUUGUGCCGGCCUCUCUCGACAUGCAUGGCGACAUGCUGCCAGCAGAUCAGCAUCCGUCCUAUCCAUUUGGCAAUCUCUUUGGGCCGCUCGGAGGCGCGAUUGCUGCAGACAGUGCCAUCGUCGGCGGGGCACACGGUACAUCAGCCUCCUCGACCUCAGCCGCAGCCUCGCUUGCCGCAGGACUGGGUGAUGCAGCCGACACGCUUGGCUUCAACUUUGGCGGCGGACUCGAAGGACUGAUGAGCCUCGGUCGGGCGAGCCACGGGCGGCGCGGCGCGGUGGCCAACGGCUGGAACCCGUUCAUCAACAAGGCAUCGCGCACCAAGCUUGUCGGCUCUGCAGGAGCUCAGGCGCGCUGGAACGACGACGCCGAGCAAGAAGCCGAGCCUGGGCAUCCCGCUCGAGUGCCCGACGCCAAUACCACCGAGGCUUCGCAGGCAGAUACUUUGCGAGCGGCAAAGAAGCUCGAUCUGUCGCCCAACUUGCUCUUCCGCACAAGUACCGCCACCGUGCUUUCCGCACCAUCCUGGCCCUUCCGACGCCACGGGCCUGGCGCGACCAACUUUGCGGCUCUGCUGCGCCCAAGCUCCAACAUCUUUGGCACGAGCCCGGCGAGCCAAGCCGUAGCGGCGACGCUGGGCGGGCUACCUGCGAGUGCGAACAUCAUCGGCGAAGUGUGGUCCGACCUGGCGCUCGAAGAGCUGCUUCCGCGCAACGUGGGCGAUACUGCGGCGGUCCGCCAUCUCGGUGGUGGAGUGGAGGAGGACGCGGAGGACGAGGCGGCAGGAGCCGAGGGGAGAGGCAAGAAGCGCAGGCGGUCCGAGCCGGAAGCGGAUGCGGUAUUCGCGCGACGUGCGGCGGCGAUGGAGGCGGAUCCGCUGGAUCUACUUGGGCCGAUAUCGCGCGAGAUCCGCGGGCAGGCAGCUGUGCCCUGGGGCACCGCCAGCGCCCGCGCAACGCAAGGCCGGCACGAUGGCCGACCACGACGUCGACGCAGGCGGGACGCAUAUUCGGAUCAGUCGGAAGACGAAGCGGCCGAGGCGGAACACGACGAUCCCGAGCAAGGGUACGCACACCGCGACCGCGUGCGGUACAGCUUUGCGCUCCCACCGGCCACGUUCACCUGGACCGAAGCCGAUGACUCGGAGCUGGACGACGAUGCCGAGGGCUCGCGUGAGCUGCGUGCCGAGCCGGAUGGUAUUGGGUUUUCCACUGCCAAGCGCAUCUUUGUCAACGAGGAGCGCGAUCGGCUGCUGCCGCCCGUGUAUUCGCGGGCCGCGGCAGCAGCGGGAGCCAUCGAGCCGUACCGCGUGCGCGGCGUGCGUGCGAACCAGGGACUCCUCCCGCGGCCGCCAUGGACAUGGAGGGACGGUACAACAGAUGCAGACGCAGCAGCCGACCUGAGCGUGCAGACUGAGCUGUCGGCAUCCACAUCCCAUCCGACUGACUUGCACAGCACAGCGCAGGAGCAGGGAGACGGGUGGCAGCAACACCAAGACGUCGACGAGGUCCAUGACGAAGACGACGAAGACGACGAAGAAGCGCAGAUCCAGCGUGCGCUGCUCAUGCAGUACGAGGAUGCGGCAGCUCAGCGUGCCGACAGCGAGGAGGCGGCUCAAUCUCACGACGAUCAGCAGUACGACGACGAAGAUGAGGAGGACGAAGUCGGGUCCUUUGACUAG